This is a messenger RNA of Halteromyces radiatus, 1812 nucleotides long. RefSeq lists its product as uncharacterized. The coding region runs from base 40 to 1653 and encodes 537 amino acids. The record is from RefSeq and is a predicted model, not a curated record. The transcript is spliced from 7 exons. NCBI's taxonomy places the organism in Eukaryota, Fungi, Mucoromycota, Mucoromycetes, Mucorales, Cunninghamellaceae.
CUCUUCUCUUCUUUUUUUCUUUUUACAAUUUUAUUACUCAUGACUUUUAUACCCUUCAAAAAAGAUACCGAUCUUUCUGAUCCUCUCAGUGAAGGUUUUAGUCAACUUCACUUGGAUUCAAUCAAAACCAGUGAUAAAAAGACUACUUGGACAGAUAAUGAUAUUAUCAAACUAGAAGCGUUAAUGAACAUAUUUGAAAAAAUCAAUCCUCCUGAUAUUGAAAAGAAACGAUGGGACUGGCAACAUAUUGGAACACUCAUGAACAAAACGCCUGGAGAUUGUUUUGUACAAUACAGUUGGAGUCCUUGGACACGUAAAGAAUAUCUCUCUUUAUUUGAAGCGCGAUCGACAUUGACAAAAUGGAAUGCAACUGCUAUUGCUAAAGCUAUGUAUCCUGACAACUAUGAAACCAAGUUGGCUCAAGUUCGUAGUCGUAUCCAAGAUAUAUGCCUCCAAGAAUUAGAUACAAUUGAACUAUUUGAAGGGUUGACCGAAAAUUAUCAAGAUAUUUCGGAUGAUGUGGUAAUAGAUGGUCUAGUUAUUCGACAUCAGAACAGGAUCAAAAAGAAAAGUUCCAUUCAACAGAAACAGAUAUCACUUGAUGAACAUGUACAGAUCGACCCAACAAUAGAUAAUCAUGAUGAAAAGGAUACUAUCGAGCAUAACAUCGCAACCAAGGACGACCAUCUGGACGAUAUUAAUUCAACUCUUGGUAAAACUAUUACUAAAAAAGUGGAAAUGCUCAAACGACAACAGAUACGUAUUACACAAAUCAAUUUGGAAUGGUGCAAACGAUGUGCGAUUAGUAUGAUAAAAAGGGAUUACGGUAUCUAUUUCGAUUACUAUGAAGCGGAUGAACAACAAAGAAAUGCCAUUAUUUUUGGGAAAAUUGAACCAAGUCUGGAUAAUAUGAUGCCAAAAGUGAUUGAUGCCUUCUUACAAUCGGAUGAUAAAUGUGGUUACUGUGGGCGGACAAUGACUUUUUGGGAUAUUGGGUGUCAAGGUGCAGAUGCUCCAAAGGCAGCCUCUGGUGAUCACUUUUAUCCAAGGAAAAUGAUAUUCAAUGGUGAUACAUUUUUACAUUUUAUCUGUCGUCAAUGUAAUUAUGCAAAAAGCAAUGCUUUGGAUUAUGUGUAUCGAUCUUACUUGCGCGAUAUCAAGCUAUUACAUGAAAAUGAAUCGCUCUCAUGGCAUGUACCUCUAGAUGAAGAAAACAAAUUGGAAGCUUGGCUUACAUGGAUGAAUUUUGAAUAUGGGAAAGGCUACAAGGAAAGUCCUUACCUUAGGCGACGUGAUGUACCAAAACUAAUCUACGCUCGGGAUAGAAUCAACAAAGUACCUCAUCGCUGGCAAAUGACAGCAAGAGACAAGUUGUAUAUGGAUAUGGUAGAAAAAAUGGGCUUACGAGAUCCAAGGACAGGCGCUUUAGGUGUAUAUGAUCAUACUAUGCAAAACUCAAAACGUUUCACUAUCAUCAAGUGGACAUGGCUCGACAAUCCCAAGUAUAACAAAAUGGUGACUGAUUUCGACAUUGAACCUUUCAAAACAUUGGAUAUCCAGGUGAUUAUGAAAUUUACUAAUGAUGCUAUGACCAUUGGUGGUUGGGAAUUCUUGGAUGAUUGGUUAAGCAAUGUGGUAGCAAACACAAAAUAAUGGCAAGUCUCUCUUGGUACUCCCCUCCUUUUAGUUUGUAUCUGUUUCACACAUAUACAUGUAUUUAAGUUAUUUACUUUUGAUAUUCACACAUUCUUCGUACAUCUGCAUCCUCUUUCUUUUUUUUUUAAUACAAUAAAAAACAACUUUUUUUUGGAA